GGCGGAGACCAUAGAGCGGCGCGGCGGUUGGCAGGGCAGAGCGGCUGUUUGGGGGCGGAGCGAGGCGGCCCCGGGCCCGGCUCCGCUGUCAACAGCAGCCAACAUGGCGGCGCGGAGGCCCCGCACCGCCUCAGAACAUGAAAGUGACGAUGAUUCCUAUGAAGUGUUGGAUUUAACAGAAUAUGCACGUCGUCACCAUUGGUGGAAUCGUGUGUUUGGCCGGAAUUCAGGACCGAUUGUAGAAAAAUAUUCUGUAGCUACCCAGAUUGUGAUGGGCGGCGUGACUGGCUGGUGUGCGGGAUUUUUGUUCCAGAAAGUCGGAAAGCUUGCAGCAACUGCAGUAGGUGGUGGCUUUCUUCUGCUUCAAAUUGCUAGUCAUAGUGGAUAUGUACAAGUUGACUGGAAGAGAGUUGAAAAAGAUGUAAACAAAGCAAAAAAACAGUUAAAAAAGCGUGCAAAUAAGGCAGCACCUGAAAUCAAUACUCUAAUUGAAGAGUCAACAGAAUUUAUCAAACAGAACAUCGUGGUGUCCAGUGGGUUUGUUGGAGGCUUUUUGUUAGGCCUGGCAUCGUAAGGACCUGAAUCGUCUCUUCCUGAUGGCAUUCGUGUCGGCAAGGAACAGUUGUGGUGACACGCUGUCUUAAAGCAGUAUGGGUCACUGGGCCUUCCAGAGCAAGACGAGUGGACUAGCUAGACAACUUGGAAGCUUUUACAUUUCAGGCUUUUGCCUCUUGAAGCUUGGCAGAACUAGGAUUUGCUGAAAAACUGUGCAGUGUGCUCAUUAUAGCAUUUCUGGGCAAAACUGGUUCAUCUUCAUCAUGACUCUUUUUAUCUAUGACCUUUCAAGAUCUAGCAUUUUUUAAAAUGUUAUUCUUGGAAUAUAGAUAUGUAACCAUACUGUAAGAAAGCAAGUUCCAUUUCUAUGUUUUCAGUUAAAUAUCGUUUAUUUUAAAAGUAUUUUUUCUUCAUGCUGUAGUAGACAGUAUCAAUGACUACAUAAUGUAUAUGAUAUUGUAGUUUCAGCCUCAUGGCUGUCCAUGUUCUUUAGAAGUCACUGCAAUAAUCUAUCAAUCUGUAAUACCUUUUUACAGAGUAUUAAAUAACAAAGAAUCAUGAGCUUAUUAAAGGUGAAAAUUAA
Aquila chrysaetos chrysaetos is the source of this 1138-nucleotide messenger RNA. RefSeq names its product FUN14 domain containing 1 (gene FUNDC1). Gene Ontology annotation, cellular component: mitochondrial outer membrane. The transcript has 5 exons. The coding region runs from base 104 to 574 and encodes 156 amino acids. The record is from RefSeq and is a predicted model, not a curated record. Gene Ontology annotation, biological process: autophagy of mitochondrion. NCBI's taxonomy places the organism in Eukaryota, Metazoa, Chordata, Aves, Accipitriformes, Accipitridae.